AUGAAUCAAGAGGUAUAUCCAUGUGAAGAUUUUUAUGAGUUUGCAUGUGGAAGUUAUAGCAGAAAUCGACCAGUACCAGAAAAUGAAAAACGAUCUACGAUACACAAGGAAAUGAAAGAUGAAUUAGACCGAAACUUAAAAAAGUUAUUGGAACAAAAUUUUCCAAACGAUACAGAUGCAACAAAAUUAGCCCAAAUUUACUACAGUUCUUGUAUAGAUGAAGAAUCUCAAGAAGCAAUGGAUCUACUUCCAGUAACACAGACAAUUUCAAACUUAGGUGGUUGGGCGUUGUUACAAAAUGCAAAAUUUGACCCAGUGAAUUUCAAAUGGGAAUCACUGGCUGGAAAAUUAGCAGUAAUUGGUGUAUCAACAAUUCUGAAUCUUAUUGUUCAUAAUUCACCAACAAAUGCUUCUCGUCAUGUUGUAACUGUAAGUGUUCCACUUUCUUUACUAGAAUACGUUUCUCAGUGCACAUGUGUUGUGAAUAUAUGGCUUGAAGUCACCACUUCAGGUGCGGAAAGAGAGGUCAUCGAGGAUGCCGUAGAAAACAUAAUAAAUUUUGAAUCGGCGCUUGCCGCUCUCACUGAAGGAGAAAAUGGCUACAAUCAUUCUGGCGACAAUCAGAUGACAUUGCUUCAGUUUCGUAAAAGUUUUACCAAGAUUAAUCUUGAUAUGUAUCUGAAUGAAGAGUUACUUCGCUAUCUAUUACCGCUUCCUGGUGACUCUCUCAUAAACAUUAUAGACGUCGAUUACUUUACACAAAUAACUGAACUCCUUGGAAAGACUAGGCUCCAAACCAUAAACGAUUACAUGUUUUGGAAGUUUCUGUCAUCUUAUGACGUCUACCUUCCCGCACGUUACCGGGUUCCUCAUGAAAACUUCCAAAUUAAAUUAACAGGAAAAUAUCCACGUGUUGGAUGGCAAAACUGUGUCGACUUAACACGUAAUAAUUUGGGAAUGCCGUUAGCUUCCGGCUAUAUUGCGAAAUACUUUAGCUGGGAAAAGAGGCAUCAAGCUAACGAAAUUGUGGGUGAUAUUAAGACUGCACUAGAAAAUACACUGCUGAACGCUGACUGGAUGGAUGAGAAAACUCGUGAUGCAGCACUUUCAAAAUUGAACAAUAUGAAGCGCAAAAUAGGUUUUCCUGACUAUAUAACCAAUCAGGCCCUCGUUCUGAAACCAUAUGCCGGUGUUCGAAUUACCGCUAAUACGUUCUUUGAAAAUUCUCUUACUUUACGAAAAGUUUAUGUUAGAGAAAAUUUGUCGAAACUUCAUCGAGUCAGGAGUCUCGAUGACUGGUUAACGCCAGUUAUCUCAGCUAACACUUACCACUAUUUUGGAGGCAAUGAAAUCAUAUUUCCAGCUGGUAUCCUACAAUAUCCAUUGUUUAUCCUUGGAGUACCCAGUUAUAUCAAUUAUGGAGCUAUUGGAAUGAACGUCGGUUACGAAAUGACUCACGGAUUUGAUGAUAUAGGCGCACAAUACGAUGAAAAUGGCAAUUUUCAAACAUGGUGGCACGCAGAGACCGAAAAUAUCUUCAACUCCAAGAAACAAUGUUUCAUUGCCCAAUAUGGCAGUAAAAUGGAACCAUUUACAGAGAAAAAGCUUGAUGGACGAUUAACAGUUACUGAAAAUGUGGCCGAUAAUGGUGGUCUUCGAAUCGCUUACAGCGCUUACCAGAUACAUGCAACAAGGCAACCUGACUUAGAACGUUUGCCAGGCCUAACCAACUACACAGAUGAUCAACUGUUUUUUAUCGCAUUUGCUAAUAGUUGGUGUGAAACUCUAAAACCAAACGCUAUCGAAAGUAUAUUGGAGACGUCUACACGAUCAUUAGGAAUGGUCAAUAUACCGCUGCAAAACUUUCCAGCUUUUUCACAGGCGUUUCAGUGCCCAAUUGGUAGUGGCAUGAACCCAUUCGAGAAAUGCCGUAUUUGGUAG
Messenger RNA from Enterobius vermicularis (human pinworm), 1941 nucleotides. The record is from the annotation of a GenBank genome assembly. Lineage: Eukaryota; Metazoa; Nematoda; Chromadorea; Rhabditida; Oxyuridae.